Molecule: messenger RNA, 2252 nt
Organism: Linum tenue
Lineage: Eukaryota; Viridiplantae; Streptophyta; Magnoliopsida; Malpighiales; Linaceae
Source: the annotation of a GenBank genome assembly
ACCCCCUCUUUUGAGAUAAUUAUCUACCCCUCUCUUCAGGCUUGACUGUGUUGAGCUCAUUCCAGACUUUACUCUCGCAGCUCUGCUCUCUCUCUCUUCGAUCAUCGCACACCAUAAGUAGCAAGGAUGGGAAGGUCGUUCAAGCCUGUCGCAGCUGCUCUUCUGCUCUGCCUCCUGCUGCCUUUGGCUUUUGCCGCGCCCAAUGAUGGGCUGGUCAGGGUUGGGAUCAAGAAGAGAAAGCUCGAUCAGAACAACCGUGUUGCUGCCCAGCUGGGGUCUAAAGAAGGGGACUUGUUGAGUGCUUCCGUCAGGAAGUACCGGUUUCGUGACAAUUUGGGAGAUAGCGAGGAUGCCGACAUCGUGAUCCUGAAGAACUACAUGGAUGCUCAGUACUUUGGGGAGAUUGGUAUCGGCACUCCCGCACAGACUUUUACGGUGAUAUUCGACACGGGUAGUUCGAACCUGUGGGUGCCUUCUUCCAAGUGCUAUUUCUCGCUUGCUUGCUAUCUCCACCCCAGGUACAAGUCAAGUAAAUCAAGCACCUACAAGGAGAAUGGAAAAUCUGCUGCUAUCCAGUAUGGAACUGGAGCUAUUUCUGGCUUCUUCAGCGAGGAUAAUGUAAAAAUUGGUGAUAUUGUUGUCAUGGACGUGCAAUUUAUUGAAGCAUCAAAGGAGCCAGGAAUCACGUUCUUGGUGGCUAAAUUUGAUGGUAUACUCGGGCUUGGGUUUCAGGAGAUCUCUGUGGGAAAUGCCGUCCCUGUGUGGUAUGACAUGAUUGAACAAGGACUCAUCAAUGAGCCGGUUUUCUCGUUCUGGCUUAACCGCAAUGCCGAGGAGGAGCAAGGUGGUGAACUUGUUUUUGGUGGAGUGGAUCCUAACCACUUUGUGGGUGAGCACACAUAUGUGCCUGUGACUGAGAAAGGUUAUUGGCAGUUUGAUAUGGGUGAUGUUUUGGUUGGUGGAAAAUCUACCGGAUUCUGUUCCGGUGGCUGUGCAGCCAUUGCCGACUCUGGAACCUCUUUGUUAGCUGGACCAACGGCAAUUAUUACAGAAGUUAAUCAUGCCAUUGGUGCUACUGGGGUAGUCAGCCAAGAAUGCAAGCUUGUAGUUUCUGAAUAUGGAGAAACUAUAAUCCGUAUGCUUUUAGCAAGGGAUGAACCUCUAAAGAUCUGCUCUCAGAUUGGUUUAUGUGAGUUUGAUGGAUCACGAGGUGUUAGCAUGGGUAUUCGGAGUGUUGUGAAUGAGAACAUUGAGAAAGCAGUUCAUGCUACCAGUGAGGCAAUGUGCAGUGCUUGUGAGCUGGCAGUUGUAUGGAUGCAGAACACGCUUAAGCAGAAUGAAACACAGGAACAGAUACUCAACUAUGCAAAUGAUCUCUGCGAUCGAAUCCCAAGCCCAAUGGGUGAAUCAGUAGUUGAGUGUGCCGGCUUGUCUACCAUGCCUAAUGUUUCAUUUACUAUUGGUGGAAAGGUCUUUGAACUUACUCCGGAGGAGGUAAUUCUUUUUCUGUGCUUUGGUUUGGUGAUGAUUGCAUCUAUUAUGUCCUCAAAGUUGGUGAGGGGCCUGCUGCUCAGUGCAUUAGCGGAUUUACAGCACUCGAUGUCCCGCCACCACGUGGCCCUCUCUGGUAAGCUUCUUUCUACCUUCCCAUCAUGGAUCCUGGGUGAUGUGUUCAUGGGCCGUUACCACACCGUGUUUGACUACGGCAACCUCAGAAUUGGGUUUGCAGAAGCCGCGUAGUUGGACUGUUUCUCUAAUGUUCUGCUGGUUCAGCUCCGGUGCCGGCGUGGUAUCUUUUAUUAUUCUCUCCUGAUGUGGUGACACACUGUAUCAGUAUAACUUUCCCUGUGAGUGCCACAUGCUUGUAUAUAGUUGUGUCUCGCCGGAAGUCUGAGAAGUAUGUUUGUUGUGGAACUGCAAUAUGCAGGACUGUGUAACGCCUUGAACACAGACUAAAAUGUUGUUGUGCACUCUCGUAAGGUAUUAUUUUGGGAGAGCGAAUGGUAUACUAUGCACACAAAUUUGGCGAGGCCUAUCUUCUUGCCUGUUAUUUAUGUGAUGUAAAUGCAACUAGUUGAGUAAGUGGUCGUUUGGAAGUUGAGAAUGUUAAAUCGUUGCAUUGUAAUGAAUCACCAUAAUAUAAAUGCAUGUAUUGAUACAAUAUAUGCAUUUUAACAAUACAUUGUUUGGUUGUUGAGAUUCUACUUAAUGCAUUGAUUUACAUAAAGUUACUUUUAUGGGUGAAAUGUCAC